This is a messenger RNA of Mycetomoellerius zeteki, 2896 nucleotides long. It is a transcript of the gene bru3, whose product is annotated as CUGBP Elav-like family member bruno 3. The transcript has 12 exons. NCBI's taxonomy places the organism in Eukaryota, Metazoa, Arthropoda, Insecta, Hymenoptera, Formicidae. The coding region runs from base 503 to 1714 and encodes 403 amino acids. Gene Ontology annotation, molecular function: RNA binding. The record is from RefSeq and is a predicted model, not a curated record.
UCGGGGUUUUAUCUAUAGCUCUCUGUCCCCUCUAUUCCCUUUUGCUCUCAUUGUCGCGCCCGCUCGCUCGCUCCGCUCGUGCCCUCUUUGUACGCACACGUGUGGCACACACCGAACCCCGCGUACCUACCAGCGAGACUACGCGGUAUCCGGUGUGAUCGCUUGCUUUCGGUGCGGAGAAACAAAAAAAAAACGGAGAAAAGACGAACGACGAGAAGACUUAAGUAUCCUCGCUGGAACUUGUUUGGUGUCGAACUCCUAAAUAUCGCAAAUCCGCUGACAAUACCGAUCUGGAUAUUCUUCAAGUGGCGCGAGAUACGUGCGCUAUCGACGAUCUCGCGUAAAUUCCCCAUUUCGUGCUGUGAUAAUUCGUGACGCGUGUCGAUCACGAUCGACGAUUGCGCGACCUUGAUUGUGUGCUCGCAAAGAGCAGAAGUUCGGAAAGUUCGCGGGUCUGCACACCCGCCAGUACCCACGAUCACCCGCGCUUAAUUGUUCACCAAUGGUUCAUAUUCUGGAAGUGGUAUCGUCGCGUCGGAACGACCUGCAGAUGAUGAACCGUCCUAUCCAAGUGAAGCCAGCGGACAGUGAAAACCGCGGAGACAGAAAGCUGUUCGUUGGUAUGUUAAGCAAGCAACAAACUGAAGACGAUGUGCGACAGCUGUUUACUACCUUCGGUUCAAUAGAGGAGUGCACCAUCCUCCGUGGACCCGACGGAAGCAGCAGAGGCUGUGCCUUCGUGAAACUUUCCUCGCACCAAGAAGCACUGGCAGCAAUAAACUCUCUACACGGUAGCCAAACUAUGCCGGGUGCGUCAUCCAGCAUAGUGGUAAAAUUUGCAGACACUGAUAAAGAGAGACAAAUAAGACGCAUGCAGCAAAUGGCCGGGAACAUGAGCAUCCUUAACCCCUUCUUCAAUCAUUUCGGCGCUUACAACGCUUACGCUCAGCAGCAAGCAGCGCUCAUGGCAGCAGCGACUGCACAAGGAACGUACAUCAAUCCAAUGACCGCGUUGGCUGGACAAUUACCGCAUACAUUGAAUGGCAUGCCAAAUCCGGUGGUUCCGCCAACCUCUGGUUUGCUCGUAGGUACCGGCACAGGGCAACCGGUUAACGGAGCACUACCGUCGUUACCGUCGCCAACGAUGCCCAAUUUUAACAUGGCCGCUCAAACGCCGAACGGCCAGCCAGCAGGCUCGGAUCCAGGUGUCUACACCAACGGAAUACCGCAGACUUAUGCGGGACAUGCCCUCCAUCUGUCCAUUCCAGCGCAGGGGUUGGCCAACGGGGAGGCGGCACUUCAGCAUGCCGCCGCGUAUCCUGGAAUGCAGGCUUAUGCUGGAGUGGCCGCUUACCCCGCCGUCUACGGCCAGUUUCCUCAGGCUAUUCCUCAGCCGAUGACCGCGGUGGCACCCACGCAGAGGGAAGGAUGCUCUAUCUCAGGACCCGAGGGCUGCAACCUGUUCAUCUACCACCUGCCCCAGGAGUUCGGUGACGGCGAGCUCAUGCAGAUGUUCAUCCCGUUUGGCAACGUCAUCUCAUCCAAAGUUUUCAUCGACCGGGCGACCAACCAGAGUAAAUGCUUUGGUUUCGUGUCGUUCGAUAAUCCAGCGAGCGCGCAUGCAGCGAUCCAAGCGAUGAACGGCUUCCAAAUAGGGAUGAAACGAUUAAAAGUCCAAUUGAAGAGGCCCAAGGACGCCAGCCGGCCAUACUAACCCACGUCCUAGCCUAGAAAAUCUGGACGAGUCGCGCCCUAUGUCGUAACUAACAGAAUGUCGUCCGAGAACGUGAACUCGAUGGACGCUCGACGAUCAGGAGUGACGAGUUGAAUCACCGUUACAACGCUCUCCGCCGUAACAACUUAGUAUACUAGCUAGUUAAUUCAUUAGAGGGUAAAAAUUUAGAAGUCAGUAGGACAGCAACGGCUUCAACGUCGUUGAAGUUCGUGCGGCGGCGGCGGCGGCGAAGAGGCUGAAACGAAUGCGAUGAAGGAUGUUCUGCGCUGAACCCAGUCCGAGAAGAAGAGCUGAAGAGAGAAGAGGACGAGACACGCUGAGACGACGUUUCCCAGAUGUUCAGAUAAUCGGAAUCCAUCGAUAGGCAACAUCGGCUUUUCCCCUGUCUCCUUUUCGUCCAAUCCCACACUACAAAUCUGCAUGUUUCUUUCUGUCCUCCGCGAGUCUAGCCUCUGGUCCCUACUGCCAGGUGAGAGAUUACGUUUGAACUCGAGGACGAGGGCGCGAAUGGACAUGAGCGUGCAGCGAAACCUGUCGCGAACAUUUCGAGGAUCCGGAGAGAUCUGCCAGAAGCACUGGAAAUAUUAAAACCGAUCAUGUCGUCCGGAUACAUGGCGACACCGUUAUAGUUACACGCGCGAGUCACGACAUCGCGCCGCGACGAUCGUCCAGCCGACAUCAAACCGACAAUAGCUAAAUCACGAAAUAUCCCGUCGAUAAAACACUCCUAGGAGUCUCGUCGUGUUCGUUGCCAGUCCGCCGAUACAAAGCGCGGAAAAGAUGCCAUGACAGAGGAAAAUUUGCCCAACUCGUACAUCCGGUCAGAUUGAUCCUCGACGAGGACCCUCGACGAGGCCGGAUCGUCGUGUCCGUCGGCCGGAUAGAACAGCUCCGACGAUCGCCGUAGUACGAGAGGCUGGCGAAUCUUCUAUACUCGUACGCAGCGAACGAUUUAGUCGUCGCGAUGAAGAUCCUGCGCGACAACGACGACGACGGGACGGAUAAAUAAUCCCCGCGCGACUGAUGAAAGUAGGAUAAAAUGCAGGCUCGUCCCGAAGACGCGGAUGAGGUCCGAUAUCUCUCUCCCAAAAAGACAAAUGUCAAUCAUACGCUAUACAGGGUGCUCGUCUGACGAAACGCGUCUGAAAACUUUGAAAAAAA